Molecule: messenger RNA, 1917 nt
Organism: Peromyscus californicus insignis
Lineage: Eukaryota; Metazoa; Chordata; Mammalia; Rodentia; Cricetidae
Product: olfactory receptor 12D1-like
Exons: 1
Coding region: 203-1144 (313 amino acids)
Biological process (GO): G protein-coupled receptor signaling pathway
Cellular component (GO): membrane
Molecular function (GO): G protein-coupled receptor activity; olfactory receptor activity
Source: RefSeq, a predicted model, not a curated record
GUUAAAUCACAAACCGAGGCUGUUCAAGAGCCAAACAUUCUAAUAUUACACAGGAUCUGAGGCUGGCUUAUGCAAAACAACCAUUCUUCUUCCUCCUCCUCCUCCUCUUCUUCAUUUUAUCAAGAAAAUUCUAAUCUUGAAAAAUUGAUUGGUCUUGUUCCAGGCUGUGUUCCACAAACUAUGUCAUCUUUUCUUUUAGGUGAUGCCGAAUCAAACCUCUGUCUCUGAAUUUUUCCUCCUGGGAGUGACAGACAUACAGGAACCACAACCCUUUCUCUUUGCUGUCUUCAUCACCAUCUACUUUGUCAAUAUAACUGGGAAUGGAGCCAUCCUGAUGAUCAUCAUUUCGGAUCCAAGACUCCACUCACCUAUGUAUUUCUUCCUGGGAAAUCUAGCAUGUCUAGAUAUCUGCUACUCCACCGUGACAGUGCCGAAGAUGUUGGAGAACUUCCUCUCCACAAGCAAAGCAAUUUCCUUUCUGGGAUGCAUAACUCAGCUUCAUUUCUUCCACUUUCUGGGCACCACAGAGUCCCUGCUGCUGGCAGUGAUGGCAUUUGAUCGCUUUGUGGCAAUCUGUAAACCACUUCACUAUUCGGUCAUCAUGAAAAACCAGCUCUGUAUCCUAAUGGCUGUCAUCAUCUGGACCAUUGCUUUUCUCCAUGCUCUGCUUCACUCUGUAAUGACAUCUCAUUUGAGUUUCUGUGGUUCGAAUCAUAUCCAUCAUUUCUUCUGUGAUGUUAAGCCAUUGCUGGAAUUGGCCUGUGGAGACACCAAGCUCAACCUUUGGCUGCUCAACACUGUAACAGGCACCAUUGCCUCAGUCCCCUUUUUUCUGACGUUUCUCUCCUAUUUCUAUAUUAUCACAUAUCUUUUCCUCAAAACCCGUUCUUGCAGCAUGCUUCACAAAGCACUGUCCACUUGUGCUUCUCACUUCAUGGUUGUUAUUCUUUUCUAUGCUCCUGUUAUCUUCACCUACAUCCGUCCCUCCUCAGGCAGCUCUCUGGAUCAGGACCGGGUCAUUGCCAUCAUGUACAGUGUAGUCACUCCUGCUCUCAAUCCACUCAUCUACACCUUGAGAAACAAGGAAGUGAGGGGUGCAUUGAAUAGGAAGAUGAGAAGAUGGCUCCAACUUGAAGAGAUCUAAAGAACUCUUCUGAGGCAUAAAUAACCAGGCAAUGAGAAAUUAAGAUAUAUUCUUAUGUAUAAUAGAUGGACACAUAUAUAACUGAACAAGUUGAGUAAUGGAAAAUAUAUGGGAAAAUAUGAUCUAGUGGUAUUAAACUAUUAAAGCAAGGGAAACUUGAACUUGUGGAACUCUAAUCAUAGAAUCUGGUUCCUAAAUUUGCUUUUGGCAUAUUUGUCGGUAACUUUGACUUGUGACAUACUCUAAUGUGACUGGUUAUAGAAAUAUGUGUAUACUACCUGUGUUUAGGAUAAAUUAUUAGUACUUAUGACUAUUUAUCUGUCAACACAUAUUAGUUUGAUGAUUAUCAUUAUGUUUUCUUAUUUUGAGGAAUUAUUGAAACUAUGGUUACUCAGCUGGAAAAGUUAGUUGCAAAUCACAAAUGAGCUACAGAAAAAUUUCAGAGGCAAAACAUUUCUUUUAAUCCUGAUCCUGAUUCUGUUAAUAUUAGAAGUUUUAGGGUCGGUGGGUAAGGUUUUAUUUUUAAAAUUUUAUUAUUUAUUAUUGUUUUUGAGGCAACUUCUCCUGUAGCCUGGGCUGGCCUUGAAUUCCUUAUGUUCUUGCUUCUACCUCUCAAUUGCUGGGCUUAUAGGUGUGUACUACCACAUCCUGCUUUAUAAACAAUUUGGACAAUAUAUUUUACCAAGUCAACAUAUCAAAUAUAUAUAUAUGUAUAUGUAUAUAUAUGUAUAUAUCAUAAGGAUGUUGAGAUAUUUUACAUCUGACUGUUUAAA